AUGCUCGCACAAGCUUUCAUUAUUUCUCUGCUGUUAUCCGCAUCCGAGGUUCUCAAGCGACAGUCAGAUCACUCUUGUUCCGGUGGACCCCAGUCAUGCCCAUGCACCAGCGCUAUCCAACAGGCGGCCCAGUCGUGUCUGAACUGUCUGGCCACCACUGAUGCUGCGGCAGCCGCUGGUGCAGGACUUGAAUUCAAUCCUGCAACCCUUGCUUCCCAGUUUAACAGCAACUGCGCUACAUCCUCUGUCAGCGUGACCAUCCCUCAGGGUGUCGCUACAGGAUCAGUCGGAGAACCCUCUGUUAGUGCUAGCGUUGCGUCAACCUCCUACGUUGCUUACAUUGUUUUCAUCUUGAUGUUUAUUCGACACUGA
Messenger RNA from Psilocybe cubensis, 372 nucleotides. RefSeq lists its product as uncharacterized. The coding region runs from base 1 to 372 and encodes 123 amino acids. The record is from RefSeq and is a predicted model, not a curated record. Lineage: Eukaryota; Fungi; Basidiomycota; Agaricomycetes; Agaricales; Agrocybaceae. The transcript is spliced from 5 exons.